Molecule: messenger RNA, 829 nt
Organism: Pyricularia grisea
Lineage: Eukaryota; Fungi; Ascomycota; Sordariomycetes; Magnaporthales; Pyriculariaceae
Exons: 2
Coding region: 82-564 (160 amino acids)
Source: RefSeq, a predicted model, not a curated record
CUUUUCGAUGCUGAUGGAAAGAUUCAAGAUAUACAAACCAUCAGCAGUUUACCUCCCACUGAUUUCAGUGGUAUAAGGUCUAUGUACUAUUUCACGCCUAACUACAAAGUUGCCGAAUAUUAUGCAGCGUACGCGAAAAGACGAGCUCAUUGCGAAGCUGUUGUUGUAAUACAACUAACUGUCCCCAAUUCCGCCAUUGAGGGACUUGAUGCCCCUUCACUCCAGAAAUACUAUUGGCCAACCGACGAGUGGAAAGAGUUGAUUUGGUCAUCUCGUAGAGUUGGUUUACCUCCCAAACACCUACACACCGAGCAAGCGAAACUCAUCAUCGGUCACAUCGCAAGGGACCCAAACAAAAAAUACAAAGAUAUGUCAUCCAAGGGUGAUAUUACUGAGAGUUGCCUGUUGAAGGCAGGCCCGCAAGAACAACAAGUUGCCGUACAAUUUGUUUUCCCUCGAGGCCGGAACGGCAGUGAAUUUCUUUCAGAACUUGCGGUCGACAAUUUGGAGGUUUAUCCUUUUACAAAGAAAGAAUUCCGCAGAUGUCCUGAGGACAGGGUUUGAGGAGAGAAUGAUUCAUUUCAUUCAUUACCUACGUUACUCGGCAGGUACUAACCCGCUGAGGUUUAAAGACUCUAACAUGUGGAUCCGAUGAGGUCGAGACGGGAAAUUUUAUCCAUAGUGUUCGGUCAAUGCCUGAACUGAGUUGAGUGCAUUAUAUCAGUGAGCAUUAUUCUUCCUAAAGGCUUUCCGUCCAAGGCUGGCGGGCAAUGUGACAACAGGCGGGCCAAGUCCACCAUAUCUGGGGUUUCGUGGCCGCCGUCUCCCC